Molecule: messenger RNA, 890 nt
Organism: Tribolium madens (black flour beetle)
Lineage: Eukaryota; Metazoa; Arthropoda; Insecta; Coleoptera; Tenebrionidae
Exons: 4
Coding region: 82-597 (171 amino acids)
Source: RefSeq, a predicted model, not a curated record
CUUUAUCGAUCUUGUACCACGUGACAUUUCCGCAGAACUGUCACUGUCACUCGUAAAAUAAAACUUAUUUUUUUGGAAAAAAUGAAUUCAAAUAAAGUCGUAAUUAAGUUAAAAAUUCGCAGAUACGACACAGCAUUCCCUGAAAUAACUGAAAAAAUUAUUGAAGUGGAUCCAGAUUUGGAAUAUAAUGCUUUAAAGAAGGAAAUUCAAGAUAUUUGUGAGGUCGGACCCGAGGAUAACAAAGUUAUCAAGCUGAGACGUGAUGAUGAGGUCUUGGUACCUCUCUCAUUUUUAUUGGAAUCAAAUGAUCCUGACAAAUACUUUUACAUUGAUAUAUGCAAGAUUAAUUAUGCUAAUAAGGCCACAGCCAGCCUCCUCCAAGACGCAUACAUCGAUUCCGUGUGCCAAAAACUACGCAAUAUGGAAUCACGGAUUGUCAAAGCCGAGUUGUUGCUACCACAGUUGGAGUGGAGGAGACAAGCACAUAUGGAAGAAACUGUCGAUUCAUUGUCAAAUAGGGUGUCUUUUCUGAACAGGAGAUUUGAUGAAUUGUUACCAGCUCAGUGGAGGUCAAAAAUGCCACAAACUAUGGCAUAAAUCCUUUUCUUCCAUCUUUAAAAAUUGAAAUGUAGGGGUUAGUUAUGCCUUAUACCUUUGGCACACGUUUGUGCUAUUUUGUGUGAUUUAAAGUUUGGCUGUUCUUCCUCGUUAUAGGUACAACUUCGAUCCAAUCUACUAUUCCUCGAAUUAGUGAUACAGUAAUUAUUUAUUAUUAAAAAAAUGCGGCCAGGCUGAGGCCGGAGCCUGUUAAUCCUGUAAUAAGAUAUUUAUAGUAUUGUUAGAAUAUAAGUUGGAGUCAUAACUAAUAAAUUUAAAGAAUUACCUAUAAA